AUGCUAUAUUCUAACGGCAGUCUAACCAGGAAAAUCCCUAAAGAAUCUUGCUCCACGUUUUUUCGUGGAAGAAGUGUUAUUGUGCAAGGUGUUCCAACAAACACAGACACUGAUUAUGCAGACCAUGAUAUCCUGGAGUGGAUUGAACUUGAAGCUGACAUAUUGGCCCAAAAAGCGGCACGAUUAUCUAAGAAGGACGGGGAUUCCAAACCCCAGCUAAUAAAGAUAACAUCCCCAUCCUCCCGGAUGGCGGCUGCCACUCUCGAAGCAUCCCGUGCCGACAGACGCCGGUUACCAUCUGGAAUCCGUAUGCAUCGGGACAGGCCACAUGACGCAAUUCAGCUAACCUUAUUUUUACCUAUCAAAUCCUGA
Molecule: messenger RNA, 372 nt
Organism: Schistosoma curassoni
Lineage: Eukaryota; Metazoa; Platyhelminthes; Trematoda; Strigeidida; Schistosomatidae
Source: the annotation of a GenBank genome assembly